Rotaria sp. Silwood2 is the source of this 408-nucleotide messenger RNA. NCBI's taxonomy places the organism in Eukaryota, Metazoa, Rotifera, Eurotatoria, Philodinida, Philodinidae. The record is from the annotation of a GenBank genome assembly.
AUGAAUGCAAAUGUGGCUGGUCUUGGUGUUAUUGGUCGUGAUCGUUAUGAUGUUUAUCCAUUAAAAGGUAAGACUUUACCUUUUGCUUUUUUUUCUAGUCUUCUUACCAUUACCAUAUUAUUAUCUGAUAACAAUGAUCAGCUAUUAUUAACAUAUUCAAAUGAAGAUGGUAUCAAUGGAAAACAAUACAAUACGUUUUUAUCAAUAGCUACUUUUGUUAAUGACGGAAUGGUAUUCAAUGCUGAAAAUUUAAUCAACGUGUUAAAUGAUUUCAUCAAGACUUCUCUUAAUGAUGUUGAAACAUGUCAAAAUGAUAACACUGGUAAAGAUGGUAACGACGGCAAAGGCGGUAACGACGGCAAAGGUGGUAACGCCGGUAAAGGUGCCAUAGGGGACAUUCUAACAUGA